UGGAAUUCAAAGAUCAUAUAUGAAUACAGCGUUUGCGUCUCCAACGAGAACGACAAUGCAUCACCGCCAAUAUGGAGAACUCCCAACCCCAUCUUUCUACCAUUCCCACGCCACCGGAAAAUUCCCCGCCUCCAUCCUCUGUAACGCCGCAUUCCGAUCACAGAUAUUCGCUCAUUUUUGGAAGGUUCAGAGACGCCCUAUUCUCCGCCGCCGCCGCCAAAUAUGCGACCAAUGGCAGCGCCCACUCCUUGCCCUUCCCCUCCGAGCAGUUCAAGUCCGUUAUCGAGUGCUGUCUUCAUCAGAAUUUCCCUUCCUUUCGCACUCCCACUCAUCUUCCAUAUGCCUCGAUGAUACAGAAGGCAAUAACUGAAGUGGGAGAGGAAGAUGGGUUGAGUGAGGAAUUAAUAUCUGAGUUUAUUGUGAAUGAGUAUAAGGAUUUACCAUGGGCUCACCCUGCAUUUUUGCGUCGCCAUUUGGGGAAGCUUUGUGAAAGUGGGGAGCUAGUGAAAUCCAAAUGUGGGAAGUAUAACUUUAAGGUGGAGGGUAAGGAAGUAAAGAGGAAGAAGCGGAGGAGGAAGUCAGCAGGAAGGAGUCGUCGCCGAGAAGUGGAGAGUGAUGAUGAGAUAGAAGAGGAUUUUGAUAGGAUAAAGCGAUCAAAGAAACUGAACAUAAGAGGACCCCGUGCGGAGGAGGUAGUAACAAGUAAAGGGUCUAAAGAACAAAAUAAUUCAUUGAGAGAAGUAAUUGUUGGGGCUGAAGAUGGAGAUCACGCACAUAGAGGCCAAGUUGUGCUGGAUGAACUUGAAGAAUUUCAAGAAGAUGAAAUGAUUGACAAGCAUCAUAGAGAGGAAAUCAAGUACAAAUAUGCGGCUAAUGAUUUUAAUCUGCCAAAGAAAUCACGGAAUCUAGUGAUUAUAGGUCUUCAUGCUCCAGUAGCUAUUAAGGAGAUUGAAAAACAAAGUCGUUCAUUGGGGAGAAAAGUUCAUGAAGCUGAAGAAGGAGAUCAUGCGAAAGGAGGCCAAAUUCAAGUGCUUGGUGAUGUUAAAGAAGUUCAGGCAGAUGUAAUGAUUGACCAACCUUGUGAAAAAGAAGUCAAGAGUAGACAUGUUAUUCAAGAUAUUGAUGAGAAAAGGCAAUCACAGACCGUGGCAGCUGCAAAUCUCGGUGCACAGGAGGCACUAGCAAUGAUAGGGAUUGAAGCAAAAUGUGGUUCGUCGAGAGAAGAAAUUGGUGGACUUACGGAAGUUAGAAAAGUUGAAAUGAUUAAUGAUCCUCACGACGUGGAAGCUAAGAGUACAGAUAGGGCUGAAGAUUUUGGAGAGAUAAAACAAUCACAGGAUGUAAUGGUUGUUGGACUUCAUGCAAAAAAAGCACUACUGAUUAAAGGGACUGAAGACCAAUGUAGUUCAUUAAGAAAAAAUGUCGAUGGGGCUGAGGGAGACUGUGAACAAGCAGGCCAAACUGAAGUGCUAGGUACAUUCAAAGGAGGUCAAGAAGUUGAAAUGAUCGACGAGCAUCAUGAAGAGGAAAGACAAGGAGAAAUGAUGGAAGAACCAAAAGAGAGAGCAUCCAAGGGAUCAAACGAAGAAGAGGGUCCUGGUGAAGAAGCCACUUUGGAUUUCUUUGAUGCUAUGCCUAACGAUGACGAUGCUAAAGAAAAUGGAGUGGUUGAUGCUCAAGGCUGCCAGAAGUUACAAGAGGAAAAUGAAGAUUUGGAGUUCUUUGAUGCGAAGUCUGACCAUGGAGACAAUGAGGCGAAUGAAAUAACCGGUGCUCAAACUUCCAAGGGGAAGGUACUUGGUGAAGUUGGCAAUAAACAAAAUAGACUGGAAGAACAACGAAUAUCCAAGGUGAGCGAUGAUCAAACUGGAAUAAGCAAGGGCUGUGAGGCUGAGAACCCUCAACUAUCCAAUAAGCAUCCUCGAGUUAGAUGGCCUUCUGAAAUAACUGGAACUUGGAGAACUAGUAUAGCAGCAUCCCCACCUCUUGAGCAUCAGACCAUGGCGCCAAAGCAUUCAGAGCAAGUGGUGCGUGGUACAUCUGAGGCAGACAAAAAUGAAUAUUCUGAGGCAAUAUUGACUAAAGAUGUUAUUUGUAGUCCUAAGAGUCAACCAAGGGGGCACCGUGGGCGAGGGAGGCCUCAUAAGUUGAAAAUUCAAGAAACUUUUGCAACUUCAUUAUCUUCGCCUGCUGGAGAUUGUGACCAGCAAUUUCUGGAAUCAAAUGUGGAAGACAGAGAGACAUCUGGCCCAGAUAUGUGCAAAGACACUCAUCAUAUUGAUCAGCAGCAACUCAAGCUGCCAAGAGGAAGGGGCAGAGGUAGAGGUCGGGGAAGGCCUCGAAUAAUGAGACAAGACUGGAUUUCGGUGCCAGAGACGUUCUCACCUUCCCAGUAUUUGCAUCACCAGCAAUCUCCUGCAAAGAGAGGCCGUGGUAGGCCUCCCAAACAAAAAUUUGAUGAAGAUACUGUAUCAAAGGACAUCUCAACUGUAGAGAAUGACCAGCAAGAACGAAAGGGUCGUGGUCGUGGUCGUGGUCGGGGCCGGGGCCGUGGCGGUGAAAGACCUUCCAGAGGAAGAAAGAGGGAGAAGGAAUCAUUUGAUACGUUCAAUUGCUAAGUAUAUUAAUUAGUAUUUAGGAAAAUUUAACAUCUGAUUUUGUUGCUUGUUUCACCGCGCGAGUUUGCCACUUUCCUUUUACCUUCACACCUUUAUAAAAUUUAAAAUUCACACUGUAA
Cucurbita pepo subsp. pepo (vegetable marrow) is the source of this 2737-nucleotide messenger RNA. RefSeq lists its product as uncharacterized. Gene Ontology annotation, molecular function: nucleosomal DNA binding; double-stranded DNA binding. The record is from RefSeq and is a predicted model, not a curated record. Gene Ontology annotation, biological process: negative regulation of DNA recombination; nucleosome assembly; chromosome condensation. NCBI's taxonomy places the organism in Eukaryota, Viridiplantae, Streptophyta, Magnoliopsida, Cucurbitales, Cucurbitaceae. Gene Ontology annotation, cellular component: nucleosome; nucleus; nucleolus.